Messenger RNA from Styela clava, 3282 nucleotides. Its product is annotated as coiled-coil domain-containing protein 83-like. NCBI's taxonomy places the organism in Eukaryota, Metazoa, Chordata, Ascidiacea, Stolidobranchia, Styelidae. The record is from RefSeq and is a predicted model, not a curated record.
AGACAACAUCGCAGUGUGCUGAAGUAUUCUUGUCAAGUAGGCUUCAAUUAAUCUAGAAAAUGCAAUGAAAUAGCGUUACAAAAUGGGUAAAAAAGGUGGUAAAAAGAAAGGGAAGGGCAAAAAGUCCGGGGGAGGGAAAAAAGGCAAGAAAAGCGGCCAGCGCGAGGAUGAAAUGACACUUCAAGAAGCCGUUUUGGCUUUUCAAAUUCAAGUCAAAGAGAAGGCAGUCGAGGACCUUAUGUUUGAAAUUAAAGGUCUUCAAGAGAAAAAUAAAAGGCAUCAAGCCAGAAAUACAAGGCUUAAGGAAGAACAAGACAUACAUAUUAAAGUUCUUUUGCGUCAAGCUAAAGAACAAGAGACAGAACAAGAUAGCAAGGAGUCUUUUACUUGUGAACAUGUCGAAAAAGCAAUGCGACAGGUUUGGUGGUUGAGCCGCACCGAAGAGCAGCAGCUUAAGAACUUGGAAACAAAAAUCAAUGGGAUUGAUAAAGAGUAUUCAAACGUUUGGGAACAAGUUGAAAUGUGGAGAGCGUACCGUGAUUCUGGGGCAAAACAACACGCUGAUCAAAUCCAAAUUUUAGAACUUGAGUUGGAAGACAUGAAAAGAAGUUUCGAAGAUAUUUGUGCACAUUUGAAACGUCAACUUGAUAAUGCAAAAUCGGAAGUUAAGUCGUAUAUGGAUCAAUGUAUGGCUGAACAGCAACAUCUUGCUUCCGAAAAAGCAAUGGAACAAAUGGACAAAAUUGGAGUACAGGAAAUACAUGAAAAUGAGUGGCUGAAAACAGAGGCUGAAAUUCACAGAAAAGAGGUCGCGUCGUUGUACUCCAUUGUCGAAACUUUAGAGCACGAAAACAUACAAUUAAUUUGUGAACUUAUAGACUGCCAAGCUGAAGAUUUAAAAAUUUCACGGACUUUUGCAAAUGUGGGGUUUGAAGGGGAAGAAACAGAUGCAAUGGACCGGAAACAAAUGUCAAUAUAUGAACCGGGAUAUAAAAGUCCCACUGGAACACCGACACGUCGUGCGAUCACUCCGGGAAAAGAAAGGCCACGGAGCGCUAUGCAAGCCGCGAUAGAGGAUAGAGUGUUUUCUAUCAAAUUCGCUGAUGAUUCAUCUGAGGGAGAAGAGAGUGAAGAUGAGGAAAAUAAAUUGGCACUGCAUGUAGAUGAUGAAGAUAAUAUUUUGUCACAGCAAGAAUACCUUCACCUAGGGCCAUUAGAACUCAAACUUCUUUGUGUACGAGGAGAACCAAAACCAAUACAUGAAAUUGACGCUGGCAUACAAAUUGUCGAUGGAACAUCUUCUGAUUUAACUGUGACUCGCCCAAGAUGGCCAGUUUCUCCACCUAUGAUACGAAAAGCAGUUGAAACACCGUAAUUGAAUUUAGUAUCACUUUUAGGAUCAGGGGGAAUUAAAUUGAACAGUUUGCAAUAGUAAAAUUGCAAUGUCACAUUAUAAAAACACCAUGGUGCUCCUGAUAAUUGUGCCUCCUGUUUUAGUAAUAAUUAAUGAAAUAGAAAAAUCAAAAAUAACUAUUUUUAAAUUUUUAUGUUGAACCCAAUUUGUAAUCUGAUAUUGACAACAAGGUUAUGCUUUGGAACCCUAAACUACUCAGUUAUUAUCUAUGUAUAAAACUCGGAACUGGACGAAUUUUCAAUUUAGGUAUUGCUUUUCCAUACCUAAUUGAUAUAAAAUCUCAACAGCUUUUCAAGCUCGUUCUUUGUUAGCCUGAAAAGCCUGUUUUUACUAAAUUUAUUGAAGUUUUCUGCAAUUUUUUUAGGCUAGGCAACAAGAGCAAUAGCAUAUUUUGUAUAUUAUGAUGCUACUCUUCAAGCCGGUACUACCUAACAUUGAAUAGAGCAGCUACUAUCACCCCCCUUUUUGUAAAAAUGUAAUACGUUCGUUUAAGUGAACAUGUUUUUUAAUAUCCAUAAUAUAAAUUUGAAUCUUUUCUUCAUAAGCAAUUAUUAGUGAUAUGUUGUGCGGCAAUGUUGCAAGCUGACUAUUAUUCGUUCUUGUACUGCUGCAUCUUUAUGUGACCUGUGCCACAAGGAUGCUUAAAUGAGAUGAAGCAGUAAGCUUCUAGCAACUAAAGAGCAGAAUAUAAUCCCACAUAAUAAAAGUUUUACUAAUUUUUCUCCAAAACAUAGCAUAGUUUAUUUAUCACCAUUAAAAGAAAUUUUUCUUCAGGUUCAAUGGUGGCUUUGAUUUUCAAGUAAAUGAAGUAAUUCAGCAUACAAAUUUGGCAAGACCCAUAGUGUGUGUACCAGAUUAAGCCAUAAUUUUAUUCUGAUUUUAGUUCUAUUACGAGUUCAGGUACUGUCUGUGUUAGGCAAGUGGAUAUCCCCCUGUCCAUAGGUUUCAGUCUCUUUACACAACUUGAUGUAAAGUUGACGAACAAAAUUAGUUACCUCCAUAAUGGUACACACACUUUUGAAGCACCCAAAAUUUUUAUGCCAGUUCAGUUUUCGUAUGUUGGCACUAAAUUCUGCAACAAACCAGCAAAUAUCGGAGAUUGUGGGAUUAUUUGUUCCCUAUUUGCAAGAGUGUUCACCUUUUAUAGUUGACUAUUUGAGAAUUUUCUAAAGCUUUUCUAACUUUAAUGGCAAUGUGUUGAUAAGUACCCUGCUUAUUGAUAUUAUCUUUAUCUGUUACGAGCAUAGCAUAACAUCCUAGCAAAUAUAUUCAUCUUCUUUGUAAAGUAAUAGCUAGUUAUAUAUUAAUAUCUGCUUGUCUAGAGCAGUGGUUCCCAAACCGUGGGCCAAUUACAGCCCGUGAGCCAAGCAUAAUGGUUUAAUACGACUUGCCCAACUAAAGUGAAAUAGUUCAACACUUUAUGUCUUUAACCUUUUCGCGUUCUAUAUUCUGCCAAUUGUUAUAUCAUCAUCACAGUGUAAGCACGUGUAUAUCCAUACCAAUUCUAUUAUACCAGUAUCUUAAUUAUACGACCGGUAUUGGCCCCUUGCGAGCUCUCCCUUUUCCCGGCCCGCGAAUGUCCUUCUGCUUCUAAUUCUGUCUGCUCGUCAAUCAACUUUGGGAACCACUGGUCUGAAGCCUUAUUUGAAGCUCAUAAAAGAUUGUACCGGUAAAUGUACCAGAUUUGUGCAUUCGUAUUUUUCAAAAUGUGCCCAUUACUUCUAAAAGACUUUCAUUUACAUUUUCUUAAAUGUAUGUCCCUUUUUAUUGCACUUUCAGUUUAACUAUGCUUUUCAUAUAGAUUACCACUUUUUCUGUGUUUUUUUCUCACGUGUCAUAACCGUAUAAUAUAACCACAAUUUCGUUCA